Blepharisma stoltei is the source of this 309-nucleotide messenger RNA. The record is from the annotation of a GenBank genome assembly. Lineage: Eukaryota; Ciliophora; Heterotrichea; Heterotrichida; Blepharismidae.
AUGGCUAGCUCGAUAGGUAAAGCAUUUGCUGCGGACCCCAAGAUUGAAAAAGACGAUCUAAUGGACUACAUGCACUGGGUUAAACAAGUCCUUGGCCUGAUUUUCGGAAUUAUUGCUGGAAGUAUGAAAUUUACAGGUUUCCCAGUAAUUAUUAUAUUUGCAAUUGCUCUCAGCGCUGUAUCCCUGUUCUAUGCUUGGAAAAUCAUCCAAACCGAAGAAAUUGAAGCCUGGGACAUCGUUUCUGAAGCAUUUGGACCAGCAUUUUUCAGCUUUGUCCUUGCAUGGAUAUUAUCAUACACAUUCCUAUAA